CCACACCGCGCCACGCCGCCGCCCGCGCCGCAGGGUCGUGAUCGCCAUUCCCCCGCUUUAAAAAAAAAUAAAGAAAUAAAGAAGAAAAGGAAGAAAAAGCUGAUCAUAAUUUAAUUAAAGUCAAUCUCUCUAAAGCCUGUUGGAUUGCGGGGAUCGUUAGAGACUCUGUCGCUGUUAUUUUCGUCCCGUCUUUUUACGAUCUUGGUGUGACCGAGACAGCCUGCGGGAGACGCUGCCGUGUGGUGGGCCAGCCCGGAGGGAGAGCGCCGAGGCUUGCAGCCUCGAGGGCCAGUGCGCCGCCAAGGACAAAAGGAACCCCACGCCGGACGCACACUUCCGAUCAGCAUGAAGAAGACCGAAAUGGGAAGGUUCAACAUCUCCCCGGAUGAGGACAGCAGCAGCUACAGCUCCAACAGUGACUUCAACUACUCCUACCCCACCAAGCAGGCUCCUCUGAAAAGCCAUUACGUGGAUGUGGAUCCUGAAAACCAGAAUUUUUUACUUGAAUCCAAUUUGGGGAAGAAGAAGUAUGAAACUGACUUUCAUCCAGGUACUACUUCCUUUGGAAUGUCAGUAUUUAAUCUGAGCAAUGCGAUUGUGGGCAGUGGAAUCCUUGGGCUUUCUUAUGCCAUGGCUAAUACUGGAAUUGCUCUUUUUAUAAUUCUCUUGACAUUUGUGUCGAUAUUUUCCUUGUACUCUGUUCAUCUCCUCUUGAAGACUGCCAAUGAAGGAGGGUCUUUAUUAUAUGAACAGUUGGGGCAUAAGGCGUUUGGACUGGCUGGGAAGCUCGCAGCCUCCGGCUCGAUCACAAUGCAGAACAUUGGAGCUAUGUCAAGCUACCUCUUCAUAGUGAAAUAUGAGUUACCUUUGGUGAUCAAGGCUUUAAUGAACAUUGAAGAUACAAAUGGAUUGUGGUAUCUGAAUGGUGACUACCUGGUCCUGUUGGUAUCCUUGGUGCUUAUCCUCCCGUUGUCGCUGCUGAGAAAUCUAGGGUACUUGGGGUAUACCAGUGGCCUUUCCUUGCUGUGUAUGAUGUUCUUUCUGAUUGUGGUGAUUUGCAAGAAGUUUCAGAUUCCUUGCCCUGUAGAAGCUUUGAUGAUCAAUGAAACUGUGAACGCCACAUCAGCGCUGGCCCUCCUGGCGUCUAACGUGACGUCCAACGCCACCGCCUCCGACUGUUGCACGCCGCGUUACUUUAUCUUCAACUCACAGACCGUGUAUGCCGUGCCAAUCCUGACCUUCUCCUUUGUCUGCCAUCCUGCUGUUCUUCCCAUCUAUGAAGAGCUGAAAGGGCGCAGCCGCAGGAGGAUGAUGAACGUGUCCAAGAUUUCUUUCUUCGCCAUGUUUCUGAUGUACCUGCUUGCUGCUCUCUUUGGAUACCUGACAUUUUACGGACAAGUCGAGUCGGAACUGCUGCACACCUACUCCUCAAUCGUGGGGACUGACAUUCUCCUCCUGAUUGUCCGUUUGGCUGUGUUGAUGGCUGUCACCCUCACGGUGCCGGUGGUUAUUUUCCCGAUCCGGAGUUCCAUCACUCACUUACUGUGUGCUGCAAAGGAGUUCAGUUGGUGGCGUCACAGUGUCAUCACUGUGGCUAUCUUGUCCUUUACCAACUUGCUUGUCAUCUUUGUCCCCACCAUUAGGGACAUCUUUGGUUUCAUUGGUGCGUCGGCAGCUGCCAUGCUGAUUUUUAUUCUUCCAUCUGCCUUCUACAUCAAGUUAGUGAAGAAAGAACCUAUGAGAUCUGUGCAAAAGAUUGGGGCCCUGUUGUUCUUCAUCAGUGGCAUAGUGGUGAUGACCGGAAGUAUGGCCUUGAUUGUUCUGGAUUGGGUACACAAUGCCUCUACAGGUGGCCACUAAUGGCACCACUCAAACUCAACAGUCCAUCUGCCACCAGUGUUGAGUCAACACUCAACUUGCUCAGAAAUUUCACCUGAUGCUUUCGGUUCACUUCCUUUUGAAGUGCAGAUUCCUCGCUGGUUCUUCUGGAUGCAGAAUAAGUGGAACUUUUUUUAUUUUGUUUUGAUUUCGGUUUUUUAUUUUUUUAAGAAACUUAUCUGUGUGUUAAGGAAUGGAUAUUAACAGCAAAACCACGAGUCUUGGGUUAAGGGAAGUGACUAUUUAUUCCAUUCCAGAGAAUGGACGAACUUUUAACUUUUUAUCAAGCCACAUGCUUGGCUGUGUCAUUGUUUAACUUGGAUAUUUUAUGAUUUUACUUGAAUGUGCCUAAUGGAACCAUUCGAUGUGAAAAACACUUAAUUUACAGCAAAGUAUUGAAAUAAGCAUUGAGAAAAACACUUAUUUUUUGUACCAAAAAAUACUUUAAAAGACCUCAGAAGCACUAUUUUACUUUGAAGAAGUUGCAUUUUUUGAACUUUAUCCAGAACCAGUUGUCAAUAAACUCCGUAACACAAUUUCAUUGAUAUUUAAAAACGAAUAUUAUUAGUAUUAUGAAAUUAUUUGCCUUUUUUGUAGGCAUUAUAAGCCAAAUACUUUUUUACCCAAAAUCAAUUUCGGGGAAAAUGUUAAGAAAAAUUGUAUCAUGAAUUAGCAUAGUUUGUUUUGUUUGUUCAAAUUUCACUUUAAUUGGUAGCUGCUGCACCAGAUCCGGUGAACACUGUUCAUCAGUUUCUUUGCUUCCAGAUAAUUGGCUCAUUAAAUCUAAAAUGUUUAUGUCUUCAGCCGAGUAGGCUGAAAAACAGUGCAGAUAUUUCUGUUGGAAAUGAAAUAACUGAUUUUGAGGUACCAAACAGUUUGUGCAAUUGGGUAAGACAGGGUUUAUUCAGUUACUUCUGUCUCCAGAGUUGUAUUGUCAGCUCUCUGAGUCGAGCUUUUGGGCCUGCCCUUUAAAACAUUGUUUCCAGAGGUGAAAAUGGCGCCUGAUGGCAGUAGGCCAGAACUCUCCAGCAGGAAGUACAGCUUGCAAAUGCUCAUCUGCUGGAAGCACAAUUUACUUGACAACACGUGGCUCAUGUGUUCCUGCUGCCUCUGCAGUAGAGGUCUGACCCCCAGGCUGCACCGAGGCCUGUGCGCCGCGAGUUCAGAAAGACCACUGGAUUUCCCGAGCAGUGAGCUUUUUCCAAACUCGCACUGGGUUGUCAUCUCGUUCUUGUAACAAUGCAGAAUUAUUUGUUUACAUCGAACAAAUGAUUAGCUAGGGGAAACAGUACAGCCUGGUUGUACUUAGUUCCUGGUCCAGCUGCAUGCUUCCCUUCCAUUUCAAUUCCAGUUCAAAGUGAAAACAUUGCUUUGAAGCUUGGCUUUAAGAGAACAUUUAUUGUAUGUUAACGGUGUAUGUUGAAUAUAUUAAAUAAUGUGGUACUUUGCUCAUCAGGCAUAAUGUCUAAGAUCUGAUAGACAUAAUUCCAUUAAGUGGUUGAGGGAAGCAAGUGGAAUCAUCAGUUGGCCAUCUGGUUCUUGAGGUUAUCUCUUGAACGAAAUAUUUUUAGUUUGAGGCAAGGGCCAGAAAUGUGGCACACAUGGUUCUUGUUACACAGCCUUAUAUAUGUGGCUAAAUUCAUAGGCAAGAUUUGUCUGCUAAAGACCCUCGCAGACUGGAAGAUACCUGAUAGUGCUGCGUUUAAGACCAAUGGUCCAUUGUGUCCGAAGAUGAAAUCCGGGGACCAUCCAGAAGCAGAGGCAGUGAGAAAACACUACCAUGCUGCUUUCAUGGCAUCCAAAUCCAGAACCUCACCUGGAGUUUCACGAAUUUGCAAUUCUGCUUGAAGUCCUGGAAAGAGUUGCUGAUAAGACCUGCCUGGGAUGUUGAGAAAACAAGCAUCCAAGAGAAGGUGUCAUGGCAACCAAAAAGACAUGGAGGAGAAAAUCCUGUUCACGGUCAAUCAGCUUGAACUUUCCAAAUCUUUUUGUGAAUUAAGGUUCAAAAUGAAUUUUUAGGCCGAAUUCCAACACUUGAGGCUAUGUUAUCUAUCUGCCUCGAGGUUCCGAAACUGAAUCCCCAUUCAUGAGCAGUCUUCAGUAUUAAAACCACUGUCCUGUCACCUCAUGUUGCAUUGUCUUCCAUGGACAUUUCAGUUAUGACUGUACUGUUAUUUAUAGAGCAGCAUUAAUCCAUUAAAGCUAACCUAUUUUUCAAUAUUUAUGAUAAACUGUAAAUACAAUGUCCAUAUGUAUUUGUAAAUAGAUUGUAUAUACUGUUGGACCUGGGUUUUGUGUUCAAAUGUAUAUACCCCUGAGUUUCUGAACUGCAUUUUGAUGAACUUACAUUAUAUAUAAGUCCCCAAAGUACUUGUACAGAGAAUUCCAUAUCAGAAAUUGACAUUGUAUAUAAAUACGGAAAUUGAAAAUACUUGUUUAAAUUGUAUUUGCAAUAAACCGGACUUCAAUUUGAGUUCAAAUCUUACAUUUUAAAUGAGGUCUAAAUUUCCAAAAUGCAGUCGCUAUCUGGUAACAUGUCACGUGGUCACAAUGGAAACCACGAGAGCCUCUGUUGUGUACAUAGUGUAAAUGUCCCCACUGUACUGUAGAGGCCAACAUGCCCCGGCUUGUUGGCAAGGAGUGCUACACCGGUUUCAAUGAAACAAUGUAUGUUUUGUUUUAACUAAACUAAAAUAAAUACAUGCUUAAUCCUAA
Molecule: messenger RNA, 4593 nt
Organism: Microtus ochrogaster (prairie vole)
Lineage: Eukaryota; Metazoa; Chordata; Mammalia; Rodentia; Cricetidae
Gene: Slc38a2
Product: solute carrier family 38 member 2
Biological process (GO): L-glutamine transport; amino acid transmembrane transport
Cellular component (GO): plasma membrane
Molecular function (GO): L-glutamine transmembrane transporter activity
Source: RefSeq, a predicted model, not a curated record